This is a messenger RNA of Spirometra erinaceieuropaei, 10987 nucleotides long. NCBI's taxonomy places the organism in Eukaryota, Metazoa, Platyhelminthes, Cestoda, Diphyllobothriidea, Diphyllobothriidae. The record is from the annotation of a GenBank genome assembly.
AUGGUGAGCGAAAUGCGCGUGUGUGUGCUGUGCUUCAACAGCAAAACGUCAUAGACUCAAGACAGCCCAGUGCAUAAGAUCAGAAGUAAGGGUAGGCAAGGACGAAGUCUAAAAGUCCGCUUUCCACGCCAAAUACAACAGUCGAUAAAGGCUGCGUUAAUGCGGCUGAGGGGGGAAGGGACAGUGAUAGGCCCUUCGCCCUCACGCUUUUUGAGGAAUAUGCAAACGGCCGAAGACAUUGUAAUGUACGUUAGACAAAGGGACAUGAAAGACUGGCCGGGCUGACCUCAUGCACUCCUCCCCCCAUGCUUCAGUGGCCUGUCCGGGAGAGGGGGGUGCAAAGGGGCUGGGAUAAAGCGCACUGGUUGAGGUGGCGGGAGAACCUUACCUACACGACACGAGGUGNGCACGUUAAUUUUCCAGUUGGUGUCACCAGGCUGCCAUCAGACAAAGUGUCCUCGUGUAUAUAGGUGGCGCAAAAUGACCCAGACGGGUGUCACAUUAUCUGUUUGUAGAGAUGUAACUAUGAAGACGUUGCCACCAUCACGUUCCCCGAUCACUCGCUUCCUGCAUCAUCGUGGUUACUUCUUGUCUAGCUUGGUGACUACCCUCUCCUAUUUCGUCGCCUCCACUCUGCACCCUCCGGUUUCUACUUGGCCUCAGAGAGUCCCGUGCUCAACAUUUCCCGUGGUGGACAGUACGACCCUGCCACUCUCUCCCUCUUUCCGCAACGUGUGAGUGUUAAAUGCCGGUCAAACUACUCGGGUCAAUUGGCCACCACCCAACUCAUCGCUCAACGCUUUGCCGAUGGCCUCCCCAACUACGACUCCGUGCUGCGCAGACAGCGCCGGUCAUGUGACUACGAGAAGCCACCUGCCUGCUGUUUAGCAACCCUCGUGCCCCCUCUAGACUCUACGCAAUACUUUCAGACCGUUGCCUUUACAAAACUCUUACCUCUCGACUCCGCCCUCUCCCCUGAUGAUAAUGAUGAUUUGCACCCAGUUACCCGACAAAGCUGUGCAUUUUCAGACCCGGUAAGUGCCUCUAGUUUCCGCGCUACUGAUGUCUGGAUCACUAUUUUCCGCUCCUUUGUCUCCGUUUUUAAUUUCCAGGCUCGCCACGUCUGUCGUGUCCUGUGGAGAUCAUCUCUGACUAAAGUGAGGCGAGGGAGAGGGGCAACGCUGGCUAGUGGGUGUGUUGGACGUGGAUGAUCAAGGCUUGCGUAACAUCGGCCCCACAAGCUCCUUCCAUCUAAAGUGUUCUUUUGGCAUAACUAAGUCAUGACCAGUGAUGGCGACUCUGCCCACACUUGGAUUCCCGAGCAUUCUCGGCCUGAUUUUACACUACAGCCCCGUUAAGAGGGGGACAUAAUGAUCAUGCUAUCCAACCAGUUAAUGACCUUUUAAGGCGCAAAUUUCAGGGUCCGGUGAAUUAAAAAGGUAAUUUGGCGCGUGGUAGGCCUUCCGCUCGACUGAGGUCCCAGAAGCACGAUAGAUGACAUGAAGCCCAGUGGUUUGCACCCUCCUCUUACGCCUGUGUGCAGUACAAUGCUGGCCAGUCGGUGGGCUGGCACUUGUGCGGCCCGCAAGGGGGGCGGGGGACGAGUCUCCGCGCUCACCCUUUAGUAAUCUUGAUCGCGACUGAAUUCAGAAGGCGCAGCGAUCCUGAGGUCGAUGCUACACAAUUCUAUCUCACCGUAGCCAUGCGAAGUAUUGAUAAUUGUCGCCGACUGCAACGAAGAAAACAGCAUGCAGUUGAUGAUAUUGAACGCUGGCAAGGGUGCUGUCAAAGUUCAAUAGCACAUCACGCUUACCCCCUAGACUUGAUCUGUCCUUCGAUUGGGGCGUCACAAAAUUGUAGCCAGUCUUUUUUGCCCUUAAAAGGAUGCCACCCACUUGAGAGCGGUCUUCUCAGCUUUGUUCUGGCGCAGGACAGAAAUGAGCAUCUCUCUUUUGCCUUGCGGUCCCGUGCCUAGAGUCGAUCCAAACUGUUGUGCAACAACGAGCCCCUGAGACUGGGUUAUCGCUGACUGAUGACAACCAGCAAGAAGGAACCGGCAAUCUCACUUUUUGCCAGAAACACUUGAGAAAUGAUCGCCUGUCGCCACGCAACAGCCCCGAUGGUCUUAUACAGGUAGAUCUACUACAAAGCAAAAAUGCUAAUCUCCACCCUCUAAUCACAGCAGACAAAUAUCAGACGCUACUUGGAUUUGACCUGACACAUUCCCGAUCUCGGCCGCCAAGACGCGGACCCUGUGGCCCAUAUAGUUAGAAUUGAACUUAAAUUCCUACCGACCCACUUGGUGUACGGGUUCAAAUUUCGGGUGUGUCAGUACCUGGACUUGGGGCAUCAGAGGUGGGCGACGACAAAUUAGUCAAAAACUGUGUCCAUAGUUUUUUCUACUAGAACUUCUGAAAAUACUGCCACUAUGCGGAGGUAUUCUGAGGAGAUUACUAUUUUCAGCUAAUGCAUACAGUUUCCCACGCAGGUCAAUGCGUGCCUUUUUUAGCCUCCCCCCUGCCCAUCUAACUAUAAUUUUGAUAGACUAGCCCUUGUCUGCUUAUUUAACUUGUUAGUUCGUGUGUUUUUAUUGCUGUUAUUUUAUCCUUAGCGCGUCCUCUGCGCUUUCCAAAUGCACCACAUAAGAGCAGCCCACAAUGAUCCUUGCCGUUUUAGUUGGAAGCCCAUAGAGGACUAGCGUUAACCAAUGACAUCAAAUACAUUAUGGGAACAGUUUUUGACCUCAUGUCUCUGUGGCAUGACGUGCUAGGUAAACCCCCAAACCUUACAGGAGUACGCCUAUGCACUCUUAUAGAAGUCUUCCACUGUCGCUUGAUUUAGUAUCGCAGCGCAGAUGACUGACUACUGACUAACAAAACGAAUUCAACAACGUUAAGCGGAGAACCAAUAAAAAAAUUUGAAGGUUAAAACAUCCAUCGCUACUUGCAUGGUCAACUCCCAGAAAACUACUGAUUUCUCAUGCCCAGUAAAAUACGGGAAAAAUAAGAAAGUAAAAUAAAAAUGAAAAAUAAAGGAGAAAUAAGAAAGAAAAAUAAAAGAAAAAAGAAAUAAAAUUGACAAAAUCUCAAUCGCAAUUACGUUUUCGGGUGACGUAAGGAAGCAAAUAAAGUGUCGAAUGAAGUAUACAAAGAGGACGAUGCAUGACGAGGUACACACAAAUGGCAGGUUUUAUCGUCAAUUAGUAAAACGUUACACCCCCAGGCAACUCUCGUCCUGGUGCUGACUCGAAUAAACGACUUCUCCAAUUUAAGUCGAGUGUUGCGUCACCUGGGUUACCAGGCCAUCGACUAGAGCUCCACAAGUAGUAGAUAUUCCCUGGUCUCUGACCUACAAAACUGCCCUUUUUGGGAGGUAUCGAUUUCUUUUUCAUAGCCCGCAUUGGCGGUCCCUUGGUAGCUCAGUUACCGGGGUUCUAGAGGCUAGCUGUUCGAGUUCACCCCAGAGCGUAAGUUUUCUGGUUACGUAGGCUUUGUGUUUGCAAUAGCCUGCGACGGCAAAAAGUCACUACUGCUUCCGUGGUCUACAAAUCAUGGCAUCUUUCAUCCACUACUUUCUAGUGAUUUCACUCUUUUCCGGGUAUUUAUUUUCGGCCCUUUUCUGCGCAUCACAGCAGGCCGACAAUCUGGACGACCGGUACCAGAGCCUUGUGAUCGAAGAUAUCGGCGGCAUAGAUGGCAUCAAGCGGGUGCUCUUUGCCUAUGGGGCUUCAAGUCACUGGUCUGUCCACCUCCUGCUCAUGGACGCCGUUCGCUACCUUCUCAGCUCAGUAAAUCGAAAGGGACCAUUGGAGGCCUUGGAAUUUGGUACGUUUUUUGUGGCCACAGCAAGAGAAUGAGGUUUUGGAUAGGGUCUACAGACACUUCCGUUCCCAUCAGUUUUUUUUUACAGGGAAAUAUUAUUGCCUGCUCUUUUUCACUGAAGGCCGGGGCCAAAAUCCUUCAUACGGGCGAGGGAGGGGAUAGUUCUUUCCUGGAUGAAGUCACGGUGGUUACCGGAUGUCGCAACAUAACCCAAUUCGACAAUAACUUGUAGUUAGGUCCCUUCACCCUCCCCCCCUCUCCCUUUUGUAACUUCACAUCGGCGGUCAUCAUAAUUUGUUAGCGGAAUUAGAGACUUCAGUCGAUGUUUAAUGUUUCAACUUAAACUUCAGACUGUUCCAUCUUUCUUUACUCGUGUAGUUCACCGAAACUUAAGUGGGCAGUCACUCCUUCCUGCUUUGUCCGGUAUAGGCUUUAAAUAUUCAUAUUCCAGCUUACUUACCGCUCUAAGACAGAGGCUGAGUGUUGGCAGAGGAACUGACUACAGUACAAGUACACUUUACCCUUUGUCAGUACUCCUGAACUGCACACUGUUAGCGGGCGCGUAAACUGCAAAUGUCAUUAUUUUUGCACGUUUCAACCCCUGUAGAUAUCGGCUACACUCGGUGGGUUCACGUCGAUAUCGAUGACAUAUUUGUGGCCAGUCCCGAAAGCCAGCUCUAUCCAAGCGACGUUGAGGUGAGUUCAUGCCUUGUUUCAAUAUCCUCCGUUUUUGCAUGCUAUCCGGUGAGCCGCGGCUUAACUGGGUUUUUGGGCAGCCCCACAACUGUGAGUAGCGUUCACUGGCUGAACUUGCCGGGAGCCAGUGACGCUAAGAUGAGCGAUCUCCCGCCCUGGUCUUUGUCAGGGAGUCUUGUUGGUCUGACUUGCCCUCUCGCCCUCUCCUCCCCAUUUUAGCCACAUUCUCCUCCAGCUCCUUACUUUCGUCCUGUUUUUUUUCCGUUAUCCCCUGCGUCUGUUGAUAAUGGCGGCGGCGGCGGCGAUUAUUCAUGAAAGCACCUGUCGUCAUUCUCAGCCUCUUAGACCACCAGGCUCAUCACCUCAAUUUGUUUUGCAACUUUCGUACUCCAUUGCGUUUUAAAAUUGACUGUCUUUUGCAUGUGCUCUCUCUCCCCUUUUGACUUCUCUAUCUUAAUUCAUCGUUUUUAUCCUAAAAAAUGUAACUUCGGCGUAGUUACGGUAAUGAUGAUAAUAACAACUGUCACGAAAUCGCCUUUGUCAUCUACUCUAGUUGAAACAACAUUUCCUUUCGGUACACAUCCUUAGAUCUCGAUUAUCAAGGACAUAUUUAUUAGGUAAUAUAUAAUGUGCUAGGGGGACGCUCACCGAUCGUUCUUACGGAACUCACUCGUUCCGUUGUACCUUACGGGCUCUCUCUCUCUCGAGCCCAAUCAUCAACCUCACAGCGGCGCAUGAUUUAGUCAGAAUAGCAUUACCGACAAAGACAAGGGAGACUGGAAUGGCCGUUUCUGGCAUAUUAGCCGUCGUCAGCCAGUCAUAACCAACCCCGAAGUGUGGAACACCUGCGGUCAGAGACGUUAGACUUCUAACUUCCAGGUCGCAGGAUCGAGCCCCAGGUGUUGCACACUUCGGGGUUGGGUAUGGCUGACCGACGGCGGCCUAUAAGCCAAAAAUGGCCAUUCCAGUCUCCCUUGUCUUUGUCGGUAAUACCAUUCUGCCAAUAUAUAAUGUGUGGGCAUAUGCUUUUAUUACAAAAACAUACCUACUUGCUCUGUUUAAGUAGGCACGUCACGCUAGGGUCUAUCGCAAUAAGGCGUCUAAAGUUAAAAUUGGGAUCUAUGAUUGGGGCUCGGAUUUUGCGGUUAGGGCUAGCACUUAGGGUUAGGAGCAAAGGUCUUGAUUGCGAUUGGUUGAAGGUGAGGAUUAGGGUUGGGGUUAGGGUUUAGGUUUCCCUGCCGCAUACCGUCCUAUCCAACCCGACCAUAAUUAACCGAUAAAUACGGAUUUCCUAUUUUCCAAUUGUUUAUGCGCUGUUAGUUGGCAUACAUCAAAUUGCCCGUCUGUUCCGGCACCGUUUUGGAGUAAUGGAACAAACAUAUGCCAAAAGUGCGAGUAUUCUUAAUGCCCUCCGCAGACUUCGCUAAUUGCCUCAUUCAUCUGCCUUACUGACAACACUUCUAUUAACAUCCUUCCCUUUUUACAGGAGUCUUUAUUGUUCUAUUUUCUCAAUGAACUUACAUAUUAGUUCCCUGCCAAUUAUUGCCUGUACGUAAAUUUGGUUGUUGGUAGCCUUUCAAUUAGCUACUAAGGUCUUUGUAGGAGCUCAUUUAGCACAAUUGUUAUUUGCCUCAAUAUUGAGCCAGGAAGUGGGGUACCCCUGAACGAGACCCAACCGUUGGCUUAGCUGCUCGCUAGCCAGAGCAGCCACAUGUGGUGGAUAGUGGUACAGCCUUCAACGAAGGUCAGCCUCAAGGCAAGUGGACUCAGCGUGUGUGAUGGAGAAGUGGGUGGGGAGAUCCUUCUUCGAAUGAAGGCACCACUAGCCCCUCUGCCGAGCUGCUGUCCAGCAAACGACGACUUAGCCGAUCGGAGGACUAUGGUCCGCGCGCUCUUGUUGGACUUACCGAGGAGCGAUGGCGUCUGACAGCAGCAACAGCCCACGUUACUGAGACACCAAGGCGGUUAAAACGAAACGUAGUGUAGCAGUCUUCAGACAACUUUCGACUGAAACUUCAGAUGCUGGGAUUCAGUCUUUGAAUAAAACUUGUCUGGGUUCCGAGACCCUUCUCGGUUUUUGCACACAGAGAAUUAACAACAUACUUCUUUUGUAAACUGCUCCGAUCGGGUGGGGGGGGGGGUUCAGGUGUUCCUUCUUACGAGUUGUCUUUGGCUUUUUUUCUCUUCAUUGGGGCUUUCCGCAUUUUCCGGAGAUUUUACUCGCGCGUUACCCCCCAACCAUUGUAACUCUCUUGUUUGUGAUCGCGCACAUGUCUGGGCAAAUUUCAAGCAUCUGCAAGGACUCGCUUCGAUGGGUGUCAAGGUCAGCCAGUGUCUGUUGUUGCUGACUAAGUCCAGAACAACUGCUGUCUCAUCCUUCAUCCACCUUUGUCUAUUCACCGCCCCUUGAUCGUCCUGCUGCUCGUCAAUCAGUCACCUGUCCAUCAUCAAUACCAUGGAAUGUUGGAUCUUAUUUACCCUUGAGAAGUCAGACGAAGCUCCAUUAGAAGCUGGGAGGUCCUUGUCGUACCCUUUUGUUUGUGUAAUAAAUGCAAAACAGAAGGCCGACUGCAAGUAGAACGUGUAAUGAACACAGGAGACAGCACAAGCAGUAAGUCCUAGAAAACACGACGUGGUACAUGGCAUAAGGAGGCGUCAGAUUGUACGGUGGCCAGUCAGCACUUAGGCGUUCUGAUCACGCAUCCGUGACCUUCAACAUCCGCUCGUCACGCGUAAGUGUUUUGAUGUCCAAGACGCAGUGCGGACAGCAUGCAGUGCAAUUUGUAUAACAUGUAAUUAAUUAAAAUGCGACUAUAAGGUUCAGUCUGGUCCGCCCUACCAAACACAUCUAUGGGGCUCAGUGCGUUUGGCGUGGUUACGGUUGAAGUAGACGGAACCUAUAGCGCUGCCAGGAAAGCUUGAACCGACAGCCGCGGUCAGCAUGACUCUGUACCAGGCCCUUUGUUAAAAUUGUCACCGAGGUUGGAUGAUUACGGAAGCUUUCGUUUUAUUGACCUCCAGGCCCUGCUGACGGUCCAACGAGAAUGGCGGAAGAUUAUACCAGGAUUUACAUUCAGCUUGGGUUUUUCCGGUGGACACUACGGACAUGGAUCAGCUGUCGGGCGCGCUGGUGACGCCGAACUUCUUCGUGAGUCAGAUUCUGUCCAGUCGUUUGUAUAUUGUCCCUCUAGUCUCGCCUAGAGGCUUUCAUCCGCUUGCCCUCUCCCCCCUUCAUUCACUUCUGACAAUUCCCCUGUCUUGCACACCUGAAAUUUUUUAUCCAGCACAUAGUGAUCACUCCUACCUUCUGGUUUAUUUGAAUUCUACUUAUGAGGUUGUCAAUCGGCCACACUAACACACUUUUGAAUGGAAUAAAAUUUGAAAACUGUGAAGUUGAAUCAGUCUGUGUUUGAGGCCGGGCGCAGUAUUUUUCGUGCCGUUGUCCUGGUGGUUCAGAGGUUGUCGUGUCUUCGCUUAGUAUUUGCUAAUCUUCUGAUUUCAGUACUGUUCCAUGCCACCUUUGGAAGAAAAUGUCUAUUUCUUAAGCCCAGUUUAUCCUGUCCGGCGAGCGUAAAUCUAUCCCUUUUUCCUUAUUACUGUAGAGUUUUUUAAGGCUCCAUAUUAUUCCACCGUUUCAAACAACUUCCCAUAUUUCAAGUAUACUAAUGAUGUAGUUGUCAAUCGCACUGACAAAAGCAGGGCUGAUCUCCAAAGUCUCAGGGAAGACCAAUAUCAUGCCUCAGCGUAAUCAGGAGUCGGUUCAGUGUCAAUAGAAGCGAAAAUGCGAUCCCGAGGUGACAUAUCAAGAGAAAAGGAGGCGUUCACCGCGAGAGGUUCAGUGUGUUUCCGAAUAAAGUAGUCUCCCGACCCAGACCUCUUUGCCAUUCUUCCUGCUAAUGUCGCUUCUUCCUGGUAGUUUGAUAUUACCUGGUCUUCCAAUCUCCUAUUCUUCCUUCAUUUCGAAUUCACUUUUUGUAAAUUUCGUAGGUUUACUUAUUAUGUUCGUCAUCCACGUUCCUAGCAUGCCCACAGCCCUUAUUUUAGCAAGCUAAAGACGUCUGUAUUCUCUUACUCUUCCAUCUCUGCUAAUAAGAGACACGCUCAUUAUAGGACGUGUCCCUCACUUGCUCGUGUCUGCCGUCCUUGUCUCUUAUUUCUGUUUCCUCGAUAUCAUAGUUCGAUGGAAUUUUUCAAUGAUCAAUUUUCCGACCGAUUUCGCGAUAAUCCUGCCCACCCUCCUCCCAUUCUGAUCUUAUUGCUGCCAAGUCCUUCCGUCCAGUCCUGCGUGGCUUUAGCCAUAUCUCCUGCGUACGUCGGCAUAUAUUGUCGUUGACACGAUUUUUGAUCUGCAAUGAGACCGAAAUACGAGAAUCAGGAGUGGACUUGUUACCAUGGUGAUUAGACCGUUUAAUGUUGGCAUUUUUCUCGGUAUCGAGCCACUUGUAUCUUGACCCUUGGCGCAGGAGAGUGUUUCUACCGAAAAUGUUGUAAUCUCGGUUUUAAGAUGAAGCCUAUUCUCCCCUCGCCCUCUCCCCUGCCCUCUGUCCUCCAUCUCCGUUUCUUCCCAACAUCAUCCUUCUGUUCCUUGUCUUCUUUUCCCCUCAUUCCCCGCUCCCUCGAAAUAUUUUACUUCUGCUUUCCUCUUCCGUCAACUACCGUCGUUUCUGUCACGUCCCCUUCGUUUCUUUUGUGAGAAGUCAUCUUUGCUCCACCUUUCCCUAUUUUCUUAUUUUUUACUUCCGUUCCCUCUCUUACAAUACAUCCUUCUUUGCAUUUGCUUUUCCCUCUUUCUAAUAUUAUUGUUAACCUCCCUAUUUUGCUUCCUGGGCCCGAUUUGACUGACGCAUAUGGUCUUUGUCAAGUUAACUUUCAUUUUAUUUUUACAUUUUGAACGUCUUUGCAUCGCUGAUGAGCUCAGACGGGGAUCGGGAAAGACAGAGGUCUUAAGGAAACUGUGGACAAUCUUCAUUUUCAGAAACCCCACCUAGGCUGAAUCGCAUGGUCUUCGUGGGGGACCUAGUAGUCUUUAUCCUAUUUUUAAGACAGAUAGUUGUGAAAACGUUUGCCGUCUUCUAUCUUUUAGGUUAUGCUCGACACUUCAAGUGGUUUUGCCACACCUGGUCCCACAGCCAACCACACCUCCUAUCAGAAUCCGAUCUGCUCGAUCAGCUGAUGAAAAACAAGGAAUUUGCAACGGUACGGCCGUUUUUUCUCUUGAAAAUGGCAUUAUCACUUAAUUUUUCCACAGCAGGGGUCAAAUCAACAGGGGCUGUUCCAGCCACUGCGUUUGUGCUCGCUAAAGUAGCCGAUUGAACCGUCAUCACUCUGUUGCAGGUAGUCGUAGUGAUCUGGCUCAUAAGGCGCAGGCAAGGUGUAGGAGCCAUUCCAGUCUCCCGUCUUCCGGCAUCUGCUUGUCGACGGCCCCACAGACUGCAGUACCCUCGAUAUCAUGAGCUCUUUCUCGAUCCCUCCAACGACUGUCUUCUCCUAUUUCUUUACUCCGCCGUCUAUGGUAAAAGACCGCAAUGAACCAAUUUUAGUCCUUCUCAAGCAGUCUCCACCUGCCCAGCAAAAAUCGACCGCGAACUGGAACCAGUGCACUCAUAUGAGACAUGCAUAAAUAGGCAUGUGGAUUUAGAUUCCACAUACGAAAUUUCCAAGGACAGGUGUGGAUGAACUCAGUCAGUUCAGAUUGGGCGACGGGAUGCAAUAGCCGUUCAUUGGUGCGGACCUCGGCCAGCCAUAUAAGAAUUUGUUAGACACGGCCAAAAGUGAAGUGUUUUUGUACCUUUCCCAUACGCCUGAUCUCGAACAGUUUCGCAAUCAACCUCUUUAACCCCAGAUUACUUUGACCUAUUUUGAAUCAAAUAUCUUGGGGUGCCUGUUAUCCAACGGACCUGUGACUCAAUGGUAGAGUGUUGGACCAAAGAGUCGAGGCUCGAAUUCUAAUGCAAAAUUGGGACUGCGUUUGGCUAACUGAAGAUAGCUAAUAAGCCAGGAUUGACGGUCUCAGACACCCUGGUCUUUGUCGGCACUUCUGCACAUGUGUAUUUGUAUGCAGUAAACAUUCGAAUUUUCAUGGCAUGCUAUGCACUAAGUUAACAGACUUACCUACGCAACCUCCCUCUCCCACAUAAUCUGUUCAUCUUUUUUUGUUUCUCACAAAUGCCCCUCUCCAGGUCCACAAUCUGCCAAUUCAGGAGGGUUAUGCCGUUGCCCCGCAUCACUCUGGCGUGUAUCCGGUUUUGCCUUCUUUGUUCAGAGCCUGGAAGAAGGUGUGGGGCAUUAACGUUACCACAACGGAGGGCUAUCCUCGCCUCUUUCCUGCCUGGAAUCGGCGCGGCUUCGCCUACGACGGCGUCCAGGUGGUACCCAGUGUCUUUGUUAGCCUGUUUGAAAAGGAUUAUCCAUGCUUCGCAUUUUGCCUUUCUCAGCAACCGAUUUCGAUGAAGUCUUCCGCCCGUGUUUAG